AUGAUCAAGCUGCUAGGAGAAUGUAAGAAAUUGAAAACCCUGACGUUGGAUAUGACGAUAGGUUCGAUGCUAGGCAGUGCCGACCGGAACGCAAUUAGGGAUUUCUUCCUACGAGAUCAGCCUCUUAACAGUUCUAGUGUGAAAAGUCUUGUGGACAUACUGGGUAAGACGCCAACACUGCGUUCUGUGCAGCUACACAUGAGGGUUUCACUCGAUGGAAGAUUCCAUUGUUUCGGCCGCGACGAUAUGUUUGCUAAAUUUGCCUUUUCCGGCGCUCGUGAAGCGCUGCUGGUUCAGGAACUUCGCAAACGUGCCACAGCUUGUCCUCGUCAUAAAGACGCUCGUUUUGAAGUCAUCAGUACUAGGGAAGGUACCCUAGACUAUGAGGAAUGGAAGAGCUUGACUUCCCGAGAUUCAGGUAUAUGGUAA
Alternaria burnsii is the source of this 429-nucleotide messenger RNA. RefSeq lists its product as uncharacterized. The transcript has a single exon. Lineage: Eukaryota; Fungi; Ascomycota; Dothideomycetes; Pleosporales; Pleosporaceae. Bases 1 to 429 code for a protein of 142 amino acids. The record is from RefSeq and is a predicted model, not a curated record.